Messenger RNA from Brassicogethes aeneus, 990 nucleotides. Lineage: Eukaryota; Metazoa; Arthropoda; Insecta; Coleoptera; Nitidulidae. The record is from the annotation of a GenBank genome assembly.
AUGAGCAUUUUAGAUGAUGGGCAACUGAUUGAGCAAGUAGAGUGCUUUUCUUUUAUUUAUAAUAAAAACGAUCCGUCUUUCGAAGACAAAAUAGCCAAGGAAAGUGAUUGGCAAACCAUAGCGGCUGUUAUGGGUGUGACUCCUCAAGAAUGUGAACAACGAUGGACAAUCCUCAGAAACCGAUUUUCAACGGAAUUAAGACUAUCUAAAAACACACCUUCCGGAAGCCAGGCCACUCACCAAUGGCCAUUAUUUAAAGCAAUUCAGUUUUUAAUACCUUUUGUUACUGCCAGAACUGUAGCCCAAAUAGACGCUCUAUUUUUGAACUCAGCACUCUUUGCUUCGCGAAGAGUCACCUAUUUAGUGGCCCGAAGGUUUCGUGACGUAAGUCGCAACCGAGAGUCGGAAACGACCAGACUCAUGUCUGGGUUCGGCAAAUCCGGGGGACCUAAGGCCCUUCAUACCAUCCAAGGGGCCAAGACAAGGAUGCCUAAGGCGUCCACUUCCGCUGGCCCUCUGCCGCUCCGGCGGCAAGGCAGCUCCCCAACCACCCAAGGGGGAGAAACAGCUGCAAAAAGAGGAGGAGUGACACCAAAGGCUUUGCCUGCGAGUGGGUCCCAGUGUUUCAUUCCGGGGCCCCAGCCCUUCUCGAAAUGCACAAAGUGUGGCCUGGGCUUUUCUUCGGCCAUUCUACUUAGGCGUCAUGUCUUGAUGCGCAAGUGUGGCGAUAGAAAUAAGUGCCUGUACUGUGGGAUGGUUCUUACAUCCUACAAAGGCGUCAGGGCUCAUGAACGGAAGGUACACCUGUUAGAGUACGCGGCAAAUAUUGAAGCCCUGAGGCCCAUGUCGGACGCGGAGGUCUAUCAGACCAUCGCGGACAUAGAGGCGAAAGCUACCUCGCGUAGCUUUCUCAAGGAAAUGUCAGCCGCAACGGGUCUGACCGCAGACCAAGUGAAGCAUAGGAGGCGACGCCCAGACUACGCUAGAUAG